AUGGGGAUGCAUGCUUUGAUGGAUGUUCGGUGCAAGAAUCUAGUAAACCCCUUAUGUGACUGGCUCGGCGAGACAUAUGACCCUGCCUCCAGGGAAUUUGUGAUUCCGGGACGCGGUAGACUGCCGUUGGACAAGGAAUCUGUGUUCUACACGUUGGGCGUGCCCCGUGGAGAACUCAAUGUCCCGUACGAGGUGGAUAAUGAUAUCGAGAAAUCCUUGUUUGCCCGUUUGUUUCCUGGCAUGGAAUCCAUGCCUAACACGACUGCGCUGGCAACUGCGCUGGAGGGCAUGCGAACCCAUGGUGAGAUAUUCAAGAUGAAGCUUCUCAUCUGCAAGGCAAAGAUUGGAGAAGUUAAGAACAUGAAUUGGUGCAAAUUCAUCGCGAACUUCCUGCAUGAUGCAUUCUCGAACAAGAUGUACCAGAAGGGGUGUCGCUUGCACCUAAUGCUCAUGUAUGUUGAUCGUCUAGAUCUCUCCACUGUUGACUUUACUGGGGUAGGAGGCCCUCCGCCUCCUCACAAGUUUGCUGUCUCGGCCUGGACGUACGAUGCUGUCAAGGCUGUGCUUGCCGCAGACAGGAUCUCUGAGACAAAAUAUGGGAAAUUACAGCUGAUGGCCAAGCAUGCUAUAGACUACAGUGUGUUUGGUGGGCCACAAAAUUUUGGCAAGUGGAUGGAUGUACACUCAGCCCCAUCUUGUACUCCCGAGGCGAGGGCACCUGUUGAGGCUCUAGUUGGGCAGUUUGCUUCCGGCAUGACUGGCUUGCUCGGAAAGUUGGUCGGGGGCUUGACGGCUCUCAAAUACACCGACACCGAUGGUGUUGCGAGGCAGUUCUCGUCGUACAUUGGAGAACGGACAAAUCGGCCAACUGGUUGCCGUGGCAGAUACGACUAUAACAGCUCUCAGGAAGUCCUCGACACGCAAGACGAGCUAGUCGGAGACGAGCAGGACGACGACGUUGAAUUGGAGAACGUGCAUCAUGAAGCCGCCGAGGAUGAACAUGCCGACGUUCGUGCAGACGCAAAGAAGGGCAAGGCUGGACUGAAAGUUACAUCAUCGGAGAAAGGCAAUAUACAAACUGUUGCGAGAGACACGGCAGUGUCCCCAUCCAAGAGGGGCAGGGCUGCAAAAGAUGCUGGCCAAGGUUCUGCUGCCAAGAGGUCUAGGACCGAUCCAGUAGCUGCUAGGAGAAGUGAGCCGACAGCUGGUGGACGAGCAUCCACGAAAAAACAUGUAGCAACGCCAACACGUGCUUCGGCCCGUUUGAACAGGGGUGCUGCCAAUCCUGGUGACACCACUUCCAAUAGGUUGCCACCUCGCGCGUUGACGUCCAAUACCGGGGAUCCUGUCGUGUUGCCAAAUAUGAGGAAGCAAAUCAAGAAGUGUGUUACCCCCUGA
Messenger RNA from Triticum dicoccoides, 1398 nucleotides. RefSeq lists its product as uncharacterized. The transcript is spliced from 7 exons. The coding region runs from base 1 to 1398 and encodes 465 amino acids. The record is from RefSeq and is a predicted model, not a curated record. Lineage: Eukaryota; Viridiplantae; Streptophyta; Magnoliopsida; Poales; Poaceae.